Messenger RNA from Leptonychotes weddellii (Weddell seal), 2289 nucleotides. Lineage: Eukaryota; Metazoa; Chordata; Mammalia; Carnivora; Phocidae. The record is from RefSeq and is a predicted model, not a curated record.
AAAUUUCACUGGAUCGUUCCAUUCCGGAUUAUCGUCCCACGAAGACGCCAGCCAUGAUUGGCUGCUCCUUCGUGGUCAACAGGAAGUUCUUCGGUGAAAUCGGUCUUCUUGACCCUGGGAUGGACGUGUAUGGGGGAGAAAAUAUCGAACUUGGAAUCAAGGUGUGGCUCUGCGGGGGCAGCAUGGAGGUCCUGCCUUGCUCACGAGUGGCCCACAUCGAGCGGAAGAAGAAGCCUUACAACAGCAACAUUGGUUUCUACACCAAGAGGAACGCCCUCCGGGUUGCGGAGGUCUGGAUGGAUGAUUACAAGUCUCAUGUGUACAUAGCGUGGAACCUGCCACUAGAGAAUCCGGGAAUUGAUAUAGGCGAUGUCUCUGAAAGAAGAGCCUUGAGGAAAAGUUUAAAGUGUAAGAAUUUCCAGUGGUACCUGGACCACGUGUACCCAGAAAUGAGAAGAUACAAUAACACCAUUGCAUACGGGGAGCUUCGAAACAACAAGGCGAAAGACGUCUGCUUGGACCAGGGGCCACUGGAGAACCACACAGCAAUACUGUACCCGUGCCAUGGCUGGGGGCCCCAGCUUGCCCGCUACACCAAGGAGGGCUUCCUGCACCUGGGCGCCCUGGGGACCACCACACUCCUCCCCGACACCCGCUGCCUGGUGGACAACUCCAAGAGUCGGCUGCCCCAACUCCUCGACUGUGACAAAGUCAAGAGCAGCCUGUACAAGCGCUGGAACUUCAUCCAGAAUGGAGCCAUCAUGAAUAAGGGCACAGGGCGAUGCCUAGAGGUGGAGAACCGGGGCCUGGCUGGCAUCGAUCUCAUCCUCCGCAGCUGCACGGGACAGAGGUGGACAAUUAAGAACUCGAUCAAGUAGCGGGGGUGGGGGGGAGCAGGGGCCCCCAGAGCCUGGCCCCCGGCCUGGGGUCUGCCGUCUUCUGGACCAGCCGCACUGGUAGAGAGACAGCAGGAAGCCAGCAGGUGCUCAGCGGGCCUCCCGGGGCUUCUCCAGAGCAGCACAGGGGCCCCGGAUGGAGACUUGGUGCCCCCCCUUUGGCGCUCAGCAGCCAUGAAGCCUAUGCUCCCUGGAAAAGCCCCGCACCCCUCCUCUGGAAACCCAGGAGCCGUGUCUUCUGCCGCCUGGAUGCGGACCACGUACCACAGAGUGAACCCCCAUGUCCUCUGCAUCCUCUCCCCAGCCACUCUCAGGACUGGGACUGGCAGGGGCCCCUCUUUCUCAUCUCUUGCAGCAGCUUCUGAAUGCCACCCCCAGGCCUCAACAGAGUCAGGGGUGGUGCUCAGCCGCAUCCUGUCUCCCCCUUCUUGGAAGAGACCCUGAGACUCUGUGUCCCUCGACAUUGCUUCUGCCCAGAUGCCCAUUUACAAGGCAGCCUCCACCCCCAACCUUUCCAUCAGAUGGACAGCCCUGGACUUUUCUGGACCCUCCCUAAGAUGGCCUGGAAGGAAUUAAUGCUUCCGUGGUGGGGCUCUAGGCUCCGGUGUUCAUGGGCCAGCUGCUCUGCUUGCGUCUGCAGGGAGCCAGAGACGGAGGGGCUGAGCGCAUAGGGAGGUCGUGGCUGUGAGGGGGCCCCUGGGGCUGGAGCCGGGCCGGUGCAGCUCUGCUCCCCCACCCCGGGGAUCAGGGAGCCCUGACUCACCCAGAGCUUAAGGACUGAAGCCGGCACAACAGAGGGGGCCUGGACCCUGGAGGAUGCUCCGUGUUCACCUCAUUUCACCCCAUGCUCUGCUGGCUGACAGGGGAGAAGGCAGUCGAUUCCUCUCUGAAGAGUAAUAAUUUUUUUCGAUUGCCCUCUGGUUAGGGUGCACUUAUAAAUCAGAGUUAAUAUAUGGACGCGUGUGCAUGCCUAUGAGUGUGUGUGCCUGUGGUGUGCGUGACUGUGUGUGUGCGCGUGCAUGAGGGUGUCCGGGUGUGUGCAUAGGAGUGUGUGAUAGAGCAGAUGUCAGCGUGUGGCCUUGGGCUUGUCGCUUCCUUGCUCACCUGGAUCGGGACAAGGCUGCAGGAAGCUGGGGGGUUGGCCAUGCUUCUUUGGCCAGGAGGACGUGGCCCAGACUUGCCCUAUGUGGAGCCCCAGAUGAAGGCUGUCCCUUUGGCCAGUUCCCUCUCUGUCCCUCAUGCUAUCCCCAAAGGCCAAGCCCUGCCCAGAACCAAAUCCUGUAGUCGCCCAGUUUGGGGUUCACAGUGUCUCAUUUGGUGGCAUCUUAAUUGGUGAUCGUCCCCCGCCCCAUUCCUCCCUUGUGAAAUAAAUACAUGUGAGCACUUCCCAAAA